Marasmius oreades (fairy-ring Marasmius) is the source of this 1217-nucleotide messenger RNA. RefSeq lists its product as uncharacterized. Gene Ontology annotation, cellular component: elongin complex; nucleus. NCBI's taxonomy places the organism in Eukaryota, Fungi, Basidiomycota, Agaricomycetes, Agaricales, Marasmiaceae. Bases 82 to 1023 code for a protein of 313 amino acids. The transcript is spliced from 7 exons. The record is from RefSeq and is a predicted model, not a curated record. Gene Ontology annotation, biological process: transcription elongation by RNA polymerase II.
GGGACGACCAAGAGGACCCUACCCACCGUGACCACAACAGCAUCCCUCGUAGAUUAUUCUUAGCUUUUUUUUUCGUUCUACAUGGUUUCCGGAGGUGACUCGUUAAAUCGUGGCGUUCUGUCUCUUGUCCAGUGUUGUCAGCGCGUCGCCGCUAAACAUGCUGAUUCUAUAAGCAGUCUCGGGGAUAUGUCGUACGAUUUAGUGAAGCCAAUUCUCGAGGGAUGUUCCGCGGAAACGUUACUUCGGUUGGAAAAAGCCUCCCCUCACUUUCAAGAAGAAACGCAAGAAAUAUGGAGAAAUAUAUGCUUCCGGAGCUAUUCAAAAGCAACUGAACGAUAUCGAGAGGGAGAAAGCUCCUCUCCGAAGUGUUGGAGGAACUACUAUUUUGUGCUCGUGAAGGAGGAAAAGGAACGAUUGGAAGCAGUGGGCUCGAAGAUACGGACACAACGUCUCGAAGCGGCUGAAAAUAAGAAAGGGCGCGAAGUCAAAUUCAUUGAACGCGCACCUCCACAAAAGCGUUCAAGAUGGAACACCAUACAACCCCCAAAGACACUGUUUCAGAAAACGCGAUCUGAGGCUUCGAAACUCCAGAGGAACAUAUAUUCGGCUCGUAUGAUACCUCCAAUGCCGAAAGGGAGGGAUUACCGUCCCACCACCGAUGCGGGUGAUCUACUUCCCAAGCCUCCGACGAGUUAUACCAGUCGCGUAACAGUUAACAUCGUCAGACGCCAACAACCUCUAUCCACUGCGAUGUCUACUGCCUCUCAUUUAUCCUGUCCCCCUUCUGCACAGGCGAAGUCCAAGGAGUUAUCCAUAACGCCGACAUCGCCACCGAUCAUUGCAUCGUCAGUUCUGACAAAUGAUUAUAGACUUGGUUAUACCCAGAAUAAGAACCCGCCACCCUCCUCCAACACCCACACCCAAUCCCCUUCUCUCCCCAAACAGCCAGCACCUGUGAAAAAGGAUCUUAUGGCCACACUCUUUGUCCCUAAACACAAAGCUUAUUCUCAGCGAACGAAAUGACCGGAUUAUCUUUUGAAAUUCAUAUCUCGAACCCCUGCAUAUUCUCACCUGUGCAUUUAUCCAAUCGGAAAGUGUAAACAUAUCUGUGGACUGUACCAUUACGCGUUCAUUUAUCGCCCUUACAACAUCGCUGUACUUCAUCAGGACCUUUUUUUAGACUAUUGCGUUAAUCAAAUCCAACUCCUUGUUUCUGG